AUGCUGUUCCAAUCCUUUGCUCAGGGAGCUCUCUGUGCUCUUUUGGCUUCCUCUGCUCUUGCAGCUCCUGCCUUGCAUCGCAAAGUUCGCGAUGCUUGUGAACCUGUAACUGUUACUCAAAAAGCUACUGUCCACUUGACCAAGACGGUCUUUGUUACAGAAGCAUGCUCCGCUAACGGCGGUUCUAAUGGUGCAACCUCUACCGACGUUGCUUCGGUUUCCUUGCCCUCCGGUGUUACCGUUGGUCCUUCGGAAACAGCCGUUACAGGUUACACUACGUACCCUGUCACUGAGACCAGCACGGUGAGUGUCUAUGAGCCUAGCUGCUCUUGUGUUACCGACUCCAUUGUUACUAGCACUGCUACCCAUACUUCGCCCACGGCUGUGUACGUUGUCAGUUCUAAUGACUAUACGACGGUAACUCGUACUACUUGCUACUUGACUGAGACCGAGACGGCUCACCAUACCCCUGCUUCUGUCACCGAGUCUGCCGCUACCGGCGUCGUCUCUGGCAAUGGCAAUGGUCAAGAGAGUUCUGUCCUCACAAUCACUGCUUCUAAUGUUCCCGAUGUCACUACUACUGUGACCACCGAGAUUGUUUCUGGUACCACUGUCACGAAGACUCUUGCCUGCUCUGCAAACAAUGGCGGCUGCUCUGCCAUUGUCAGCACAACUGUGUAUACUGAGACUUCUGCUGUUCCUACCACUAUCGUCUCUACUGACACUGUUCGUGGUAGUGUCAUCACCUCGACGGGCUAUGUUUCUGUCCCCGUUACUGUUACGUCCACGGAGUUCAGCACGCUUCCGUCUGAAACGACCCUUCUCACAACUAUUCCUUGCACUCCUACUACUGUUACCUAUACCUACACAGUUCCCGGACGUGGUGCUCAAACAACCACUUCGGUCUUCACUGUGACUCAACCUUACACCGAAGUUGGUACUACCACGGUGACCGUUACUGAGGGAAACAGUGUAUAUACAACCACUGCUACCGUUUACAGUACCAUUCCCGUUGUGACCACGUCCUAUGUUCCUUCGACUACAACCGUAGUCUCUGAAUCUGUCUAUGUAACAACGACCACCGUUGGAGGUUCUGUGUCAGUCAGCACCGUUACUGUCCCCGUCACCUACACUGAGAUAAAGACUCCCGGUACUACUGUGACAGUUCCUACCACUGCUGUUGUUCCUCCUUAUGGUCUGAACACCACGACUUCUACUGUUUUCUAUGGUAACAGCUCCGUUGUUUCCGUGACGAAAACUGCAACUGUCCCUGUGAAUGGAACUACUGUUGUAAGCACUGUCUAUGCGAACGGAACCACUUAUGUUACCUCUGCUCCCGUUACUACUGUCACUGUAAACGGCACUACCUAUACGAAUGUUUCGACUCAAGUUAGUUCGGUUCCUGUCACCAGCAUCUCUGCCAACGUUACAGCCUCCGUGAGCAGUAUUCCUGCUACUAGCGCAUUCGUGAACAGCAGCGUCCCUGUUAGCUCCGUUCCUGCUACAAGUGCUUUUGCCAACAGCAGUGCCCCUGUCUCCAGCAUUCCUGCUACUAGCGCCUAUGUAAACAGCAGUGUUCCUGUCUCCAGUGUCCCUGUCACUAGUGCCUUUGUGAACAGCAGCGCCCCUGCUAGCUCCGUUCCCGUUACCAGCGGCUAUGUGAACAGCAGUGUUCCUGUUUCUAGCGUUCCCGUUACCAGCGGCUAUGUGAACAGCAGUGUUCCUGUUUCUAGCGUUCCCGUUACAAGCGCCUACGUCAACAGCAGCGUUCCUGUCUCUAGUGUCCCUGUCACUAGCGCAUUCGUGAACAGCAGUGUCCCUGCUAGCUCCGUUCCCGCUACCAGCGUCUAUGUGAACAGCAGUGUCCCGGUGUCCAGCAUUCCUGUCACCAGUGUUCCCGUCUCCAGCGGCUAUGCUAACAGCAGUGCCCCUGUGUCCAGCAUUCCCGUCACCAGUGUUCCUGUGAACAGCAGCGUCCCUUCUACUAGCGUUCCUGUGACCAGUGCCCCCGUUUCUAGUAUUUACGCUAACAGCAGCGCCCCUGCUACCAGUGCUCCUCUGACCAGUGCACCCGUUUCUAGCGUUUAUGCCAACAGUAGCGUUCCAGUGUCCAGCGUUCCUGUUACUAGCGUCCCCGUUAACAGCAGCGUUCCUGCCAGCUCGGUCCCUGCUACCAGUGUACCUGUAAGCAGCGCUCCCGUUUCUAGCGUCUACGCCAACAGCAGCGUUCCUGCUACUAGUGUCCCCGUUAGCAGCGCUCCUGCUUCCAGUGCUCCCGUGAACAGCAGCGUUCCUGCUACCAGUGUCCCCGUUACUAGCGCUCCCGCUUCCAGUGCUCCCGUGAACAGCAGCAUUCCCGUUACUAGUAUUCCCGUAAGCAGCGCUCCCGUUUCUAGCGUCUACGCCAACGGCAGCGUUCCUGCUACUAGUGUCCCCGUUACUAGCGCUCCUGCUUCCAGCGUCUAUGCCAACAGCUCUGUUCCCGUUUCAAGCGUCCCUGUUAGCAGCUCGGUUCCCGCUACCAGUGUACCUGUAAGCAGCGCUCCUGUUUCCAGCGCCUACGCCAACAGCAGCGUCCCUGUCUCAAGCGUCCUUGUUAGCAGCUCUGUUCCCGCUACAAGUGUCCCCGUUAGCAGCGCUCCCGUGAACAGCAGCAUUCCAGUCUCAAGCGUUCCUGCUACUAGUGUCCCCGCUACUAGCGCCCCUGCUUCCAGUGCUCCCGUGAACAGCAGCGUUCCUGCUACCAGUGUCCCCGUUACUAGCGCUCCCGCUUCCAGCGCUCCCGUGAACAGCAGCAUUCCAGUCUCAAGCGUUCCCGUUACUAGCAUUCCCGUAAGCAGCGCUCCUGCUUCUAGCGUCUAUGCCAACAGUUCUGUUCCCGUUUCAAGCGUUUCUGUUAGCAGCUCGGUUCCCUUUACUAGCGCCCCUGCUUCCAGCGCUCCCGUCAACAGCAGCGUUCCUGUCUCAAGUGUCCCUGUUAGCAGCUCCAUUCCCGCUACUAGUGCACCUGCUACCAGCAUCUACGUCAACAGUUCUGUUCCAGUCUCAAGCGCCCCUGUGAGUAGCUCUGUUCCCGCUACUAGUGUCCCCGUUAGCAGCGCUCCUGUUUCCAGCGCCUACGCCAACAGCAGCGUCCCUGUCUCAAGCGUCCUUGUUAGCAGCUCCAUUCCCGUUACUAGCGCCCCUGCUUCCAGUGCUCCCAUGAACAGCAGCAUUCCAGUCUCAAGCGUUCCUGCUACUAGUGUCCCCGUUAGCAGCGCUCCUGCUUCCAGCGUCUACGCCAACAGUUCUGUUCCCGUUUCGAGCGUUCCCGUUAGCAGCUCUGUUCCCGCUACUAGUGUCCCCGUUAGCAGCGCUCCCGUGAACAGCAGCGUUCCAGUCUCAAGCGUUCCCGUUACUAGCAUUCCUAUAAGCAGCGCCCCUGCUUCCAGCGUCUACGCCAAUAGUUCUGUUCCCGUUUCGAGCGUUCCCGCUACCAGCGUCCCCGUCAGCAGUGCACCUGUUUCCAGCAUUCCCGUAAGCAGCUCCGCUCCAGUUUCUAGUGCCCCCGUCUCGAGUGCUCCUUCGAACAGCUCUGUCCCUGUUUCCAGCGUGCCCGCUACUAGUGCUCCUGUAAGCAGCGCUCCCGUUAGCAGCUCUGUCAUUGUUUCCAGUGCCCCUGCUACUAGCGCCCCUGUUUCCAGCGUCUACGCCAACAGCUCUGUUCUCGUUUCAAGCGCUCCUGCUACCAGCGUUCCCGUCAGCAGUGCACCUGUUUCCAGCAUUCCCGUAAGCAGCUCCGCUCCAGUUUCUAGUGCCCCCGUCUCGAGUGCUCCUUCGAACAGCUCUGUCCCUGUUUCCAGCGUGCCCGCUACUAGUGCUCCUGUAAGCAGCGCUCCCGUUAGCAGCUCUGUCCCCGUUUCGAGCGUACCCGCUACUAGCGCUCCUGUAAGCAGCUCUGUCAUUGUUUCCAGUGCCCCUGCUACUAGCGUUCCUGUUUCCAGCGUCUACGCCAACAGCUCUGUUCCCGUUUCAAGCGUCCCCGUCAGCAGUGCGUCCUCCAGUUCCAUCUUAGUUCCUGACAUGCCUGGUAAUUUCGAACCCGUCACUACCAGCGAAGCUUUCAGCAGUUCUGCAACUUCGACUGUCGCGUCAUCUACUGAAGCAAGCGCUUCUGAAGUAUCUUCGACUUCCGUCUCUUACUUGAUUCCUGACAUCCCCGGUGAUUUCGAACCCGUCACAACCAGCGAAGCUUUCAGCAGUUCUGCAACUUCGACUGUCGCGUCUUCUACUGAGACAAGCGCUUCUGAAGUAUCUUCGACUUCCGUCUCUUACUUGAUUCCUGACAUUCCCGGUGAUUUCGAACCUGUUACAACCAGUGAGUCUUUCAGUAGUUCUGCAACUUUGACUGCCGUAUCCUCUACUGAGACAAGCAUUUCCGAGACACCUUCGACUUCGUCUGAUCCUGUCGAAUCUUCUACUGAAGUGACCUCUUCUGAAGCUCCCUUGACUACUUCUUCCUUCUUUGAGUCUUCUUCUGAGUUGAGCUCUUCUGCGGUCCCUACUACCACAUCCACGAGUGCUACUACUUCUACGGCUCCUUCUACGACCACUGGUACCUGUGUGAUCGGUGCAACUGCAGUGGCUACUCCUCAGUGUGCAUCUCAAAAGCAAGGCAACCCCUCUGGUAUCGUUGAAUUCGUCUCUGCAAAGAAGGUCUCCGAUUCUCAGUACGAUAUCACAUGGCACAUGAAGGUCGACUCUGGUGACCGCGAUAUCUCUUCCAGUCUUUGGGAGUUAAAGGAUAUCGGUACUUCUCAAAAGGUUCUCUACAGCAACAACAUCAGCCCUCCCGGUAAGGAUCUUUCUCAGAACUGGUUUGACUUCUAUUAUGUUGACAGAGUUACUCCCCAAAGCUCUAACGGUAAGCUCUGUGCUUACAUCCAAUUCCAAUAUGACUACAAGGACGGAACCAACAGUUACGACUACCGCACUGGUUGUGACUCCGCUGCCGCUGGUGCUACCUACUGCUGGGACUCCUGUGUCGUCGAAGCCUAAUGAAUGACUUGUUUUUGUUUAUAAUACCAAAUUAUUAGACUGUAUGUUGUUAGGUCAACCACAGUCAAAAACUUCAUUUCUUGGAAUUCGUUUCUCUCAUUUCUGACUAUCUUUCAAGACAGUGCUGGUUAAACUGUUAUAAUCUUAUUGUUUUUUGUUCAAGUCAACAAUAGUUUUUUAGUCCAUUAAAAAGCCUUUAAUAAAUUAGGGUUUCUAAUUUCCCAUCUCAUUUAAUAAGUUAACAUUUCCUGAAUUGUACUUUAAUAUAUACAAGAAUUUUCGUCUUCAA
Messenger RNA from Schizosaccharomyces japonicus yFS275, 5326 nucleotides. RefSeq lists its product as hypothetical. The coding region runs from base 1 to 5037 and encodes 1678 amino acids. Lineage: Eukaryota; Fungi; Ascomycota; Schizosaccharomycetes; Schizosaccharomycetales; Schizosaccharomycetaceae. The transcript has a single exon. The record is from RefSeq and is a predicted model, not a curated record.